This is a messenger RNA of Phaedon cochleariae (mustard beetle), 2138 nucleotides long. The record is from the annotation of a GenBank genome assembly. Lineage: Eukaryota; Metazoa; Arthropoda; Insecta; Coleoptera; Chrysomelidae.
AGAUAAUUUGCAGAUAGGCAGAAUAUCAUCACAGAUAUGGAUAGAGAGAGAAUCACAAGAAAAUGGGAAGUAUUCCAAGGUAGAAAUAGGUUUUAUUGUAAUGGUAAAUUAAUGACUGCCCCAAAUUCUGGAGUGUUUUUGUUAACUGUCUGCCUCAUAACUGUAACUAGUAUGCUGUUCUUCAUAUUUGACUGUAAAUAUCUGGCAGAAAAUGUCACCAUAGCCAUCCCAAUUAUUGGGGGAAUGUUGUUCAUAUUCACCAUGUCUUCCUUGUUGAGAACAAGUCUUUCAGAUCCUGGAAUAAUUCCAAGGGCCACCCUAGAAGAAGCACAAUAUGUGGAAAAACAAAUUGAAGUAACAAAUUCUGCAAACAGUCCUACUUAUAGACCUCCUCCACGUACAAAAGAGGUUUUGGUGAAGGGGCAGACAAUUAAGUUGAAAUAUUGCUUUACUUGCAAAAUUUUCAGGCCUCCUAGAGCAUCACAUUGCAGUAUUUGUGACAACUGUGUGGAACGGUUUGAUCACCACUGUCCUUGGGUUGGAAACUGUGUUGGAAGAAGAAACUAUAGGUUCUUUUACAUGUUCAUAAUUUCCUUGGCAUUUUUGGCAGUUUUUAUAUUUGCAUGUGCAGUUGCUCAUUUAAUAUUGAUGACCAAGGAUGAUCGUCAAUUUCUAGAUGCUGUUAAGGAAUCUCCUCCAAGUGUCAUAGUUGCAGUUAUCUGUUUUUUCAGUGUCUGGAGCAUCCUAGGGCUGGCUGGGUUUCAUACCUAUCUGACAACUAGCAAUCAAACUACAAAUGAAGAUAUCAAAGGAUCUUUUACUAGUAAAAGAGGACAGGAAAACUUCAAUCCUUAUUCUAGAGGAAAUGUGUGCUUGAAUUGUUUCCAUAUACUGUGUGGACCUGUUACGCCAUCAUUGAUUGACAGGAGAGGAUUAGUAACUGAUGAUUAUCGCUAUGAGAACACUAGACCUAUCUCAAACGAACCAACAUUGCCAAUGAAAAAUUUUGGAUUCCAUCCACAGAAUGGCCCCCAACAAGUAACCACCAACAGCACAGAAAUGCCAGGAAUCUACCGCCAAACGACAGAAACGACCGAAAGCAACGCAGGUAGCGUGACUCAUUUGGUGACCAGCGAACAACCGCUAGCCAUCGCCCCUGCCGCCCUACCACUAUCGAAGCCCCACGAGGAUUCUGCGCAAUACAAAUCACACCCCAGCCUAAACCACUCGCCCGUCUACAACAACAUCACCCCCACCGUUCUGGGCCAAUUCAACAAAUCGCACAGUUAUGCGGACAGCAUCGACGCUGCCGGUAAGGAAGAGCGCCCCAGAGAGGCGACCUUGACCGUGACGGACCUCCAUCUUGAGCCGGUGAUCCUGCGCGAGAGCCUCAUUUUGGCUAAGGCGCAGCUGGACAAUGAUAUGACUGCGCAGGAGAAGGAGAACAGCCUGUUUAGCGUGAGCCGGCUGCGGCUGUUGCAGGACACUACGAUGAUCGAGAGUGCGCUGGAUCUGGACUCGCUAGACGGGUCCAGUCUUGGCACGAAUAGCCAGGCGGGGUUGAUGCGGGUGGAGGGGUGAAGAUUGUCGUUUGAUUCAAGUCUAGCAAUGCCAGGGAAUCUUUGGAACAUGGAGGUCAAGUGACCUCACCCACAACACAUGAUAUUUCUUCGUUCUUCAUAUUGAGAAGCUGCGAGUGGAGCCAUAGCUCAGUGAUCUGUGACUUCCACGACGGUGACUGGAGUUCAAACCCCUACGAGGCAUCAAUUUUUUUUUAAUUUCUGUCACUCAAGUAAGGUUUUUCAUGCAGAAAAGAUAUUUUCCUUGAGGUUUCAAAGAUUAGCUGGUAUAGCUCGACGCUUGUUGUCGUUGGUCGACGUUGACUAAGUAUUAGGUUGAUAGCGGAUAUAUUUUAUUAAGUUUUGAAAUUUACUAUAUUUAUUUUUGUAUAUUUUACAUGAUGGAGCGACUAGGUUCUAGUGUUGAUAAGGUUAUCUUAUUAGGAGAUUGAAUUUUUUUCAGAGGAUUUAAAUAUCUUGUACAUAUUUUGAAAUGUGAGAAAGAUGCAAAAAUGUGCUUUUCAAUAAAUUCUGAUAUACCUGUUGCCGAAAUAACUGAAAUAUAUUGAUAAUGAAAUG